Messenger RNA from Medioppia subpectinata, 258 nucleotides. Lineage: Eukaryota; Metazoa; Arthropoda; Arachnida; Sarcoptiformes; Oppiidae. The record is from the annotation of a GenBank genome assembly.
AUCGACUCGACUCUCUUGGAGGACGAGACCAUUGCUCUGAUAACGAGUUUACAUAAUCUGCUGGAAACGUGUCGUUUCCAACAUUUCUGGGGAGAGUUGUCGGCAAAACCUGAUCUCAUUCGUGGCAUCAAUGGCUUCGAGAACUCUAUUAGAAAAUUCAUUUGUCAUGUCAUUCAAAUCACAUACCAGACCAUUGAGAAGUCGACUCUUCGGUUACUGUUAGGAGGUUUAGCUGACAAUCAAUUAAACCAAUGGAUG